Paramuricea clavata is the source of this 7706-nucleotide messenger RNA. Lineage: Eukaryota; Metazoa; Cnidaria; Anthozoa; Malacalcyonacea; Plexauridae. The record is from the annotation of a GenBank genome assembly.
AUGUGUGUUCUCACCAGGGGCGAAACUAGCCCCUUUUAAUUAGGGGGGGAUGUCUGCUAGAAUUGCCUUGCAAAAGCCGAUGAUGCCCUGCAGCAAAAAUUUUUUUGGUUACUAUUUCUCCCAAAAAUGUUGGCGAGGGGGAUGUCGAAAAAAAUUUUUCCGGACCUUCAAAAAAGUGGCGAAAACAUUUUCCCGGACAUAAACCAAUUAAAUUAAGGGUAAAAAAAGUUUUUCGGACAAAUUCCUGUUAAAACAUGCAUGAAACCCUUAUUUUUUGACCAAUAUCUGUAAAAUUUAGGUCUAUAAAUUCUAUUCAAUUCCCUCUGGAAGCCCUGGAAUCUACUUAAUAACUCAACAUUCUAUCAUUUAAAAUCUUUCAUUGCCCUGCCAAUCCAGAUGAUUUGCCCUGCCAAUCCCCCCUCAAGUUUUGCCCCUGGUUCUCACCCUUAAUUUGUCACUUCCACUGCAACACAAUCUUGUGGAUGACAUCCUUAACAUAGCAUACAAUUUGAUAAACAAAAGAAGUAUGCUGCGGAAUUAAUAUCAAAACUGGAUGGAGCGCAAAGGUAACAGUUUUGGAAGAUCACUAAUUCAGGAAAAUUUUGGUCUUAACAGAUUGAUACUAAGGUUUUUGGGGGUGUGCACCCCAAAAUUCUGAAUUUUAGGAGUGCUGACGUUAUCAAGCUGCAGCUGAAGAAAUCUUUGGAACUUGUAGAACCACUUCAGAAAGUAAGUUAUACACUUACUUCUACAGAGUCUAGAUGUUUUGAUGAGUAAUUAAAUUCUACCAAAAUGUAUGUUCUAGAAAUGUAAUGAGUUGGAACGGGAGAAAGUUCUUCAAUGUGGUGAGAUUCAAGCUCUACAAGACAGAUUGAGAGGAUCAGAGGUAAGUUCUGUACACUAACUAGAGGUGCUCUUGAAUUGGGAACUGCAUACUCACAGUAUGCAUAGGUUGGCUUGAUGGACAACAUGUUUUCUAGUCAUAAUUUGUUUUGUUUUUAGAAUUUAGUUGGUCAACUGCAAAGUGUUAUCAAAGAAAAUGAAGUAUCAGCAAAUUCACUGAGAAUAAAUGCAUCAUUCCACACUGGGGAAUUGGAAGAUUAUAAAAAAAGGUAACCAAUUAUUAUUGCCAAGAAAUAUAUAACAUAAUACUCAGAGUUUUGAAAAUAGCCUUUCUUAAAAUACUAACAGUAUUAUGUUUGGUUAGCCAAAAGAAGAAAGAAGCUCAAAUAAGCAAACUGAGUGAACAAGUAUUGACAGAGAAAAGUAAGACAAUUUUUUGUGGUUACCAAGUACGUUAUACAGUAUAUCGUUUAUGCUUUGAUAAUUGUUUUCCCAGCCAAUUUUGAACCUUAGAUCUAAUGUUAUUUGACUAUCACUGCAUAACAAGCUUGGUAUGAUGUGAUUUUUUAGAGGCAAACAAAGCACUGAACAAGAAGCUAACUAAAUCACAAAAUCAAGUCAAGACCUUGCUUGAUGAAACUGAGGAAUCAAAGGUGUAGUGUUUAUGUCAACUCAAUUGGGAAUGAAUGGAACUAUAUAAGGCUAAUUUAUUAAUAAACUAGCUUUUCCAUAUCCUCUUUCUUGUAGAAGUUGAUUGCCACACUUCAACAGGAACAGAAUACAGGUAUAAAAGUUGCACAUUUGCCGGCUAAAACUGUUGUAUCCAACCUGUUUACAACUUGAAUUGCACACAACUCACCUACGUACUGUACAACAAUGUAGGGGAGUUGUGUGCUUGAUUUAUACGGUACAAUUCAAGUUGUAAACAGGUUGACUAUACGACAGUUUAAGGCAAAAGUUGUAGUACAUUAAUUAAUAUGAUUCUUUGUCCGUAUGCAUAGGAAUGUUAAAACGUGUCUUAGUUGGUUCUAAAAUUUACUUUCACCAUUCCUGUAAUUUCUUCUAAGGACAAAAUGAUGAUUGUGAGCAACAGAGAAAUACUUCGUUAGAAAAACAGAUCAUGACAUUGAAGACUGAAGCACAAAAUUACAAGGUGGGUUUUUACCAGCAUAAAUAAUGUUGACUUUGGAAAAAUAUAUAUAUAUAUAUAUAUAUAUAUAUAUAGACAUUUGAACUCUUUCCUCUGUAGGGAAUAAUUAGAGAAUUAAAAGAAGAAGUAUGCAAAGGUAUUUAAUUUAAAACCUGAAUUUAAAACCUGAAUUUAAACCUUAAACUAACGUAAUCAUAAUUUUUUCCAGCCAAGCAACAAAAUACAGAUGGGAAGGUACCGAUUUUGAAAACAUUUUUGUUAAUAGUUAAUAUGUUGUUAUGAUCUCCCCGUCGUUCUAACAUUAACAUGAUCAACUUUUCUUUCAGUUUCCUGCGGAGAACAAAAUUAAAUCGCCAACUACGCCAAGGAGGUCACCAAGAAAACGGUUAGGAGUUUUUAUCAUUUCUUUUAACUUGGCUGAGUUUGACUUUGAUGUCAUCAUCUAUACAUGUACUUUAUCUUUUUGAAUGUAGGAAGAGUGUAACUCCCAAACAAGAAAAAGAAACCUCCGCAAUACUCGAACAAAAAAGACCGCUUACUCGUCUACAACAAAAGAAUUUGAUUGAAGAGAUUGAAAAGAAAUCUUCACAAUUAAAAUCAUCAGAAAGUAGUUCCCCCAGUCGACAAGAAAGUCUGACAUCAGAAUCAGAAAACGAUGCAGAUGAAAUGGGGACAUUACUUGAUAAAAUUAAUGAGAUGCUUGAUAUGCCUUGUUGUCCUUCUCUAUCCCCUCUCCCACCAUCACCGUUUCUGGAUGGUAGCAGUGUUGGUGCUUUUGGAAAUAAUGAUCCUGAUUAUACCUGUGAUGAUGGCGGCAAUGAUGAUAAUGCUAUCGAUGAUGGUAAUCAAAAUUAUAUUGGUAAUACAGAUUACCCUGUUAAUAUUCAUGACAAAAGUAAUGGUAAUGAUAAUAUCAAUAAAGAUAACUUAGAUGAUGUUGAUAAUUUGAAUAAAGAUGAUCACUAUAAUAUUCUGCAAAAUGAAAAUUUGGAGGAGUCUCGAGGUAAAAAGAGGGAGCUAGGAGAGUCGACUACUCCAGAGUGUUGUGACACAUUCAUGACUUUAAGGUCUAGAAAGAGGCUAAAGAAUGCAAACUCAGACUCAGAUUCUGGGCCGUUUUCAAAAGAUGAAAAUGAGGUGAGACCUCAUACCUUAAAGAGAACGAAGAGUGUAGAGCAAGAAUUAAACACACCUGUAGUGAAUUGUUCUGUAACGAGGAGUAAAAGUGUUGAAAAGACAACUGAGGGUGUUCUGGAGGUGAAACCACGAAGACGAAGAAGAAAGCGAAGACUUUCGAGCAAUGAUGAAGCUGAGGAACAAUCUUUUGAAAGUUCAGAUACGUCAACUGUAGAAACCAAUGUCAAGACAAGCAAGCAGUCCUCAGAUAGUUCCACUGCAGAAAAUGUUGAAAAUCCAAGCAAACAGUCCUCAGAUCUUUCCAUCUGCAGAAAAUAAUGUUGUUGACACAAGCAAACAUUCUGAAGGUAGUUCGGAAGGAGAAAGUAAGGAGCAGUCGGAUGAUACACUUCAGAAAAUUCCGAGAAGACCUCGGACUAGAUCUAUGGAUAAGUUAGUUAAGCAAGACGUGGUCGAUGAAGAGGUUUCCAGUAAAGAUGAAACAUCUAGUGGAGCUAAGUUUCCUACAAUGAAAAAUCAAACGAACAGCGAAACGUUAUUUCAGGAUAGCGACUCAAUAAUGGAAUCACCGAAAGCGCUGCAAACUAGUUCAUUGGACGAGUUAGUGGAUCCUGAUGUGAUCUUUGAAGAAGCAGUUAGUGAAAAACCUACUGAGGCUAAAGUUCCCGCAACUGAAGACCAAAGUAACAAUGAAACAUUAACAUCAACAGAGACCCUGAUCAGGCCUCAAACCAGGUCUACGCAUGCGUUAUAUGGGCAAGUUGUGGCUACUGAAGGAACAAAUGGUAAAGAAGAAGAGAAUUCUAACGAUUUUCCUCCAACAAAGAAUGGAACUAACAUGGAAACUGUAGCUCACGAAGCAUUAGACAAUAAAUGCAGCGAGAAGAGAGUUCCAGUUUUUGAAAAAAAUUUGAGUGCUGCAGAGACGAACCACAGAGAGACUGAUGAAGUAUUGAAAUGUUUGCGAGAUAUCAUUGAUAUUGUCGCCAAUGAAAGCAGUAGGAAAAUAUCAAUGAUUGAUGCUAGUAAAGAACUUAAUGACACAGAGAGCUGCACUGAUAGUCAAGAUGGGCAAAAGGAGGUAAUGGAUUGUUUAGAUGUCGUUAAUGAUUCAGUUGUAAAGUUGGAUAAUAAUUCAUCUGCCCCGCUAGCAGAAAUUGACUGUGUUAAACCUCGUAGAAGGCAUAACGUCGUCAAGGACGAGAAUAAAAAGAGUUCUACAUCGAAAUGCGAAACGAAUGACACGAAUGAUAACCACGUCAAAUCCGGAGAAUGUGACGUGAGGAAUAUUAAUAUAGGGAGUGAAAAUGUCGCUAAUACGGAAAACUCGGAUCCGAAAGCAACGGAUAAAACAAAGCUGGACGAUCUUAAUUCUUCUGAAAGUGUAGAACCAAUGGAUAGAACAUCGAUAGGAAAGACAAGAAAACGGCCAAUGGCUGUUCAUGAGAAUGUGAAAGAGUCGUGUAACAAUAUUGAUGAUCAUAAUAAGAAAAAUAAAACAGCAAAAACAGAAGCAUUAGAUUCCGUUGAUCAUAUGAAUAAAUAUGGUACUACAGUUAGUGCUGAAAUAAAGCAGAGCAUAAAAAAUUUAAAAUCUUCUGGCAAUGAAAAUGUGGCUCAUACGCGAAAGCAUAAAACAGGCACUAUUUCUGAUUGUGUUUCCACCAGUAAUGAGAGGGAGGUUACCAGAACUGAUGAAAAUGAUCUUAGCAGGUCGUCUUUUGAUGGAAGUGAAUUUCUAAAGCUUACAAGUCAUGAUUUGGUCACCAAGAAUACUCAUGAAACACAAUAUGAAACGAGUAAUGAAGCUGUCUCUGCUUCUGAAAGUAAAGUAAACAUUGCAAGUGAAAAAUCAACCACAAAUUUUAGUAGUGAAUAUCCAACUAUCUGUCAUGGAAUAACAUCAACUACGAGCCCGCCUCGAGAUUCAUUUGAUUCUCUGGAACAAACUACUCCAUUGUCACCGAUUCCUGAUACACCAAAAAGGCGUGGUCGCUCAGAAGAGAUUCCUUGUUUCGAUUUAUUAGAUCAUCUUCCUCUCUCCCCCAUCCCCCCCUCGCCUCCUCCCCGUGCAGAUGAAGAAUGUAUCUCUACCAAUUUAACAUUUGAUGAAAAUAUUGUUCAAAAUCCUAAAGAAGCCCAUGUGGUGGAAAAGCAACAAAAAUUGAAUAGAAAUGAAUUGCCCCAUGAUUCUUUACGUCGCUAUCCGGGUGUCAACGAACCACAGUUUGCCGUUUCUAUUCUGACUAGAUUUAAGGACAAGGAAAUCACAUUGGAAGAUUUAAUUACCGCGUUUUCAGUGCAGAAAAAUGUUAAAAACCAUACCCCUAUUUGUAACGGCAUAGUAACAGUCUUAAAAUUGACACACGAUGACGAGGAGCAUGCGCUGCUGGAGAAAUGCGCUGAGCACUACGAACGUUGGUGUGAAGGCACAGGGGACCCAAUUGUUCCUGAGUUUGAACUGCAAGUGCUGAUUGCUGUGAAGAGGUUGUGCAAUAUUCAACGACAUUCAAGCUUGUUGAAAAAGUUGGUGAAAUGGUUAGGAAUGAAUUUAUGUGAAUUGUUUAACAGUGGAAAAAAUGAUGCUGGUCUCUUGGCAAUGUGGUGAGUUUGACUCAAUCUAAUUAAUACGUUCAGCACGUUCAAUAUCAACUUAAUUGUGGAGAAUUUUUGACAGUCACUGAACCUAAACACCCAAAGACUGUUGAUCUUCAGCGCGUUCAAUAUGAACUUAAUUGUGGAGAAUUUUUGACAGUCAUUGAACUUAAACAGAAACAAUAUAUACUUCUUAUAUCUUUUAUCUGUUUACAUCGAGUCGCUGUGCAGAGAUUCUCCACAAGGGUUACAAUGUAAAGUUUGUCCAUUAUUUUUUUAGUCGUUUGUACACUGGAGUGAGUCGUUUAAUGGGAGAGGGCAGUUAUAUUCGUGUGCUAUGCUAUGAUAUCCUUAAACAAAACAAGCGACAUUUAGUCGCAGAAAGAAUGAUACUGGCAAUGGCUCUUGUCUGGCCUGAAGUGCUUGGUAAAGGCAUCCAUGCCCUGACUAUUCACCCUGAAGCAGUUACUAUAUCUGGUCCACCUUAUUCCCCAUUCUUGGCUACACUACAGGUCAUGCUUAUGUCACGUGAAAUGUCAUGUGAACAGACGAGACAAUGGUUGCAACGGUUAUGUGGUUGGUGUGAUAUACCUAGGGAUAAUAAUGUAUUCGAAUGGUUGGCUAGGGACUUGGUGCGUGUACUUCGGGUUACUAAUGAUGCAACAUCUGAUGAAAGUCCAGGUAUGGUUAUUCCCAAGAUCACCAUAGCCGGAAUACGAUUUUGUCGGCCGAUCCGUAGGACUGGUUUACUCUAUCAAAGUUUCUGUGAUCACAGUAGGAAUUAUUGGGGAAAUUCUAAGUUUUGAAGGAUUUGUGAGAAAUAUUUGUGGGAACUAUCUCAUUGUUAAACACUAAGUCAGUUGCCUCAAAGAUUUCUUACAAAUCCUUCAAAACUUAGAAUUUACCAAUGCAAAGUUCCUACUGUGAUCACAGAAACUUUGAUAGUGUAUAAUCCUCAUUAAUCCUGAAUUUCUUUUCUUUUCACUAGCCUGUAGUUCAACCAUCAAGAAUGUCGCGUUUGAAAGCAUCAAGUCUUUAGAGCUUCUUGCUAUUAUUAUGGGCUGGAAAUGGACGAAUGAUAUUUUAAUUCGAGGAAUACUGUGGCCUGUUUUCAAAGAAUGGAAGAUACAAAUAUUCGAUGCAAAACAAGAAACAAUUUUAGAUAGUGAAAGUCAAAAAGCGGAGCGCGUGUUAAACACGAAAGAAAUUCCAAAUUCGUCAGAGGCUGGAACGAUAAAUACUGAUGGACUAGAAUGUCCAGCUCUAAACGCCAUGUUUGUUGAUUGUCAAUCAAACAUAACUGAUCAGGUUGAGUUAGAAUGUGUAAAUAACGAGCAAUUGGUAGAAACGUCAAACGAGACAGUGUGUCCUGUCAAUAUGAAGACAGAAUCCAACAUUGACACUCAAAUGAAAAGUGACUUCAAACAUGAUGAGAAUAUGGAUACGACCAUUGCGAAUAUUCUGCAUUUCUUGGGUAAGUUAAAUUGAAGUUCCUUACAUUGUUUUGCGUUCAUUCUCGUGUGGAUUACACACUUUCUACGAUUCUACUGUAGCUCAUUCACAGACCAAAUUUCACACCGGCAGUCGUGUGUGUUUUGUAGGAGUUUUGGGAUGUGAAAGAUUACAAAAGGGAGAGAUGAUUAACCUGGAUGCUGUCAUAAAUUUGAUGUGCGCCAUAGUCGCUAGUCCUGCUUGUGAAAAAGGUACAUGAUCAAGUUACAACAUGUUACAUGUAUAAAAUCCACAAACUCAAAAUCUCCAUCUACAUCUUUAUUUAAAAUAUCUUUAUAUUUUCCCAGUGUCAUUCAAUGUUCAGCUUGCAGCUGCGUCCGCCUUGCUCGACAUGGUCACAGCUGAUACCGUGAAAAUCACUCCAGUUCUGGAACACUGGAGUAACAGAGGUAGUAAAGGUACAUUAACAGCUAAAUUUGCGCGUCGAAUGAAAGAAGUAAGGGCACACACGUGGAGCAACAUACUGUAG